AUGGCUCCUGCGGUCCCCAGACUGCGAAUUCUCUCAGUUGGCGGCAACGCUGUGUCGGCCUUCUUAUCGUGGCGGCUCCAAGCUACCAACGCCUGCGACGUGACGCUUGUGUGGAAGUCCGGAUAUGAAAGCGUGGCCCAGUACGGCAUCAGCUUCAAAUCCGCUCUGUACGGUAAUGAACGCUUCAAGCCAUAUUCAGUGGUCCGAUCCCCCGAAGACGCUGCACAUUCUUCCAAACAGCCAUUCGACUAUGUCCUCCUUUGCGUGAAGGCCCUCCCCGACGUAUACGAUAUCGCCAACAUCAUCGAAUCCGUGGUCUCGCCGCAACACACCUGCAUCCUUAUGAACACUACGCACAGUCUAGGAGUCGAAUCAUAUCUCGAACAACGGUUUCCGACGAAUGUAGUAUUGUCACUAGUUUCGGGGGCAGAGAUAUCGCAGCUUGGGGCCAGCGAGUUUGAACACAAGGGAGCGACCGACAUUUGGGUCGGCCCCGCAAACAAGAACAGCAACAUCCCAGCACAAAUCCAGGCUGAUAUGGCAGAUGCUCUUGCGAUGACGCUGAGCUCUGGUCAGGUUGACUGCAAAGUGUCUCCCAACAUCCGCCAGCAACAGUACGAGCGAAUGAUUGGUGCAAUUGCUUUCCAGCCGGCCAGUGUCCUCUUCGAAACACCGAACCACGCCGAAUUGCUGGAGAAAGUCGGUGUCCGGGCCCUCGUCACCGGCAUAAUAGAUGAAUUGUUGGCUCUUGCAAACGCCCAAGGCUGCUCAUUCCCGUCAGACUUUCGGGAAACCACGAUUCAAACAAUGACCCAACGUCAGGAGACCAACAGCACGAUGUACCUGGACUUUGAGGCCAGACGGCCAAUGGAGAUUGAAACGUAUCUUGGAUCACCCCUGAAACUUGCCCAGGAAAACAGCGUCCCUGUACCCCGCAUCGAGACACUCUAUGCUAUGCUUCAUCACAUCAAUAUUGCGAACCGGAACAAACCAACGACACUACCCAAUCCUUCCCCUUCAAACGGAGCAGCGCCACCGCAACCACCGCCACGGUUGUCCUCGGCCCCUUUGCCGAGAGGCCCAGGCGGGCCGAUGAUGAAUGGAAACGGGCCAAUGAUAAAGGGGGGCCCUCGUCCGAGAAGCAGGGCUCCAUCGAUAACCGGGGUACCGCCCAUGAUGCGUCGAGGCCCACCACCAGGUCAGAUGAAUGGAUACCCACCGAGGCAGAUGAACGGUUACCCCCCUGGGGGCCCUGGGCCACGACGACCCUCGUUUGACGAAAAUAAUCUCGAAGAAUUCAGCCACUUGAUGCUGUACGACAACAUGGCUGACGAUGGGCAAGCUAAUGGCGGUGGAUAUGAACACGGAGGAGCGUCCUCGAACGAUCUUGCUCUCCGAGAACGAGAGCUUAUGCUUCGACAAAAAGAGCUCCAGCUUCGAGAGCAAGAGUUUAACAUGCGUCGAGGCCCACGUAGGGGCCCUCCUCCGCCUCCUUCGCACAUGGGUGGUUUUGACGAAGACGAGGAUGAGGAUGAUUAUUUUGAUCCCAUGGCUUCACGUGGCCCUGGGCCGAUGAUUGAUCCUGACAACUUCGACAUGAUGAGCGUUACAUCCCGCCGCAAUCGCAAGGUGCCGAGUGCAAGCCAGAUCCGCAAAAACCCGGAGCUUGGAGGUCUUGGUGGGCCACCUCCAGGUCCAGGAGGAGGCCAGCGCUCAAGGAACCCCUUCCGACCUGGAAUGAACAAGAACCGCACGAGCGCGAGAUUGAUGCAGGAUGUUCCAGGUCUUCAUGAUUCGAUCAUGAACAACCCCCUAAUGGGCUAUUCUUCAAACCGAUACGGUAAUGUUGAUCGUGGGGAGAUGGGUCAACAAUCGAGAGCAAACUCACUAACCACAGCACGCCUGGAUGAGCUUCAACAGGGUGGUAGCUAUGGUGCAUAUCCUCCAAUGAACCGACGAACGAGCCAGUCCCCAGGCAAUCCUCUCAGCCCUGGGCCGCGACCUGUUGGGAGACCGUCUCCACCAAACGGCUACCCUCCGAAUGGAAUACCUCCGAAUGGUAUGCCACCGAAUGGUAUGCCUCCGAAUGGUAUGCCUCCGAAUGGAGUGCAACCUAAUGGCCGUCCGUCCCCUCCUGGGAUGAGACAGCCGGUUCCACGACAUCCACCCGGUCAUGGUAAUGCAGUGGCACCGCAACAAGUUGAACAACAUGCUGGGGUGAGCAACCUUUACCCGCCCAAGUCUCGUCCUCAAGUGCGCAGUCUGACUGGAAGUGCGAGCGCUAGCGCGGGGAGUGGUAGUAGUGGCGCCAGCGCUCAACUAGAUUCGGAGAACUCUGCGCACAGCAGCCAGAGUAGCCUAGGACCUCGUCCUCCUAUCGGCGUUCGGUAAUAGAGGAGAUCUGUUUCAUAUCGCAUCUGCGGCAUUCGAAUUGGAGUAUGUUGGGAGUUUGCAUCGACACCGUUUUUCGAUUCCGGCGACAUUGACGAAAUCAUCCAUCUACUGGUCUGAAAGCUGGCGGUUCCGUGCCACCGACAUGUCUUUCUUCUCCGGGUUUCCCUUUCUGCUGUUGACGGCAGCUAUCCAUCCCUGACCCUGGCUACACAUCUUCUCUUCUCAAUCACGAAUAGGCACGGAUCUUUGUUAGA
This is a messenger RNA of Lindgomyces ingoldianus, 2648 nucleotides long. RefSeq lists its product as uncharacterized. Lineage: Eukaryota; Fungi; Ascomycota; Dothideomycetes; Pleosporales; Lindgomycetaceae. The transcript has 5 exons. The coding region runs from base 1 to 2391 and encodes 796 amino acids. Gene Ontology annotation, cellular component: cytoplasm. Gene Ontology annotation, molecular function: oxidoreductase activity. The record is from RefSeq and is a predicted model, not a curated record.